AUGAAUAGCAGAGGAGAGGGGAUAUUAGCCGUUCAAGAAGAACGAGCAAGGAUUGGAGGAGUUGAAGUGGCAAGAAAGACAGUGAUAGCUGCCACGGAUGAAGGGUUAGUGUCAGACAUCUGUAGUAUGUUUAUUCACCACGCUUUGCAGACUUCACGUUCACGAUUAUAAUCAAGCUUCAUUUGGAUUUAAAAGCUCUUUGUAUUCUUCUUUUGCAAACUUUGGGGCCAGAUUCUCCAGCUAAGAUCCAUUUUCUUGUUAAUCUCGCCCGAGUCGUAGAAACUAAUUUUGAAUUGAAAGGAGAUCAGCCAUGUUUGUGCGGCUGUGUCCAAAUUCCCGGAAAAGCGGAAGUACUUCGUCGAUUUAGUCUCAGAAAUCGUACAGGGUCCCGUAGUCUUUCUUUACGUCAAUUUCUCUUGAUUAGAAGUUAAAUUAACACAAUUUGAUCACAGCAAAGUCAUUCUUUAGGCUUAUAGUAGUUCAAGAAAAUGUGGUAAAACGUGAGACUGAACUUUGGUUUCCCUCAAGUUCCUUAACAAACCACGACGGCGAAGGCGACGGCAGCGAGGACGUGGCAAAACAAAAGAUCUAGUGAGCAGGACAAUAGCUCAGCACGCGCCUUUUAAACUGAACUGUGUACAUUUCUCAGCCGUCCUCCGCAAACUAACAACGCAAAAUCAUCAAAAUUUGCUUUGUCCGAGAAAAGGAACCCCGACAGCAAAUUAUUAAAGUUUCCAUUUGGGAACUCAACGCCGCUUUCAUACGUUAUGUUGAGGUUAACUUGCGGCGCCGUAAGAGAUGGUCAUCACAUCUAGUAAUUCGCGAGAUUCCAACUAAAAUAUAUAUACAUUUUCAAAUCAACGUCUUCUUGGCGUUGCCGUCCUAAAUGCUAAAGGUCUCCAAUGUCUCCAGCGGCGCCUGCUUUCCUCUUAAAGCAUAACAUGUGAAUGCAGCGUGGGGUUCGAUCAAAACAAUAAUGUACAAUGAUAUUUUCACAUCUCGAAGGCGAAAAAUAGUUCAAAGUCCGGCUAAACAGUUGAAGGAAUUGUUCAGUCUGGUUUGUUACUUCUUUGCACUGAAUUAACCCUCUUCUGCAUUGAAUUACCUGAAUAUAUUUAUCUUUACCAAUCAGAACUGAGUAAUUUUUUCAUGUAUCUUAUUAACUCUAACUCUUAUUUAAGCCGUAAAAUCAGCAUGCAAGUUCUCCAAACUGUUCUCCGUACAUCUCCUGUGGUACUUAAGGAGAAUUUGUCUAAAAUGUCCAAAAGAGUUCUCUUUUAGUUGGUGAUCAGUUUCUUUAUUCUCCUGACUAAAUGUUGGAUUCAGGGGUGACAUUGUAAGGAGAAAUUAUAUGCUAGUCACUCUUAGCGGGUAACCGGAGGACAAAGUAGAAAUGAAUACUAUUGUUGUCAGGAUGAAUGAAUCAGUGAAUAAAUGAUACACGUGUGAAAGUCUCAAACUACUUUCCAUUUGCUGUGCGAUAUGCCAGCAUUGCGACAAGAAAAUACCUUCCCAACGAAGGCUGAACAAUGGUAGCACCAGAAAAAAAUUUAUAUUAUCAACAAUAACAGUAUGGUAUAUUUUUUUGUAAGACAUUUACUAGUGGUUCGUUACUUUUGCUUCUUAGAGUUGUGGCUGUUCAAGUGGAUACUGUGGAGCAAGUGGGGUAUUUACCAAAAACUACUAUUUUAUAAAGUUUUCUGCUAUUUUUAUGAUUACAAAUUGAGCCCAUUUCCUAAGAAAUCAACGCAAAAUACAGUCGCAUUCAUUUUGUUAACAGGCUUGGCACAUUUUUGCUCUAAUAACCAGUAAGGAAUACUGUUACCAAUUUCGCAAAAACUAACUGAGUCAGGAUAUUGAUACCAACUGUACGUAGAUACAGAUGCUGUUUAUAUGAAAAUAAAAGCUGGAAACUGGCCUCCUGCUAACGUAGUGCUAUUGCCUUAAUCUCUUGGAUCACUGAAAGUAAAUUGCACUCCUUCCGCUUCAACAGACGUUCGUCCAUGUUUUCCGUACCAUGACACCGGACCUUUGAUAAGUGACUCUAACUUACACGUCACAAUUGGUUCAUUCGUCAGCGUGCGUUCAUCGAGAUAUGAAGCACGAGGGAAGUUUGGAGAGCACGAAAGAUGCGAAAGCUUCCCUUCACUGAUUGCUAGCACAAACUUGUGAGCUGGGAUCACUUUCGUACUUUCGCUUUCUCCACUUGACACAGGAACCACAAAUUUCACGUCGCUUAGCAUCUCGUUGUUGAAAAUAAACGCGGUUCUCUCGACGAUAGUUUAGAUUUUUGUCUGCCAGUUGUCUUCAGCAGCCAUUGCUAUAUUCCAGCUUCGGUAUCUGCAGCAGAUUUUUUCCUCAUAUAGUGAGAAACGACUUAACACUCUUCCUCUCUAGGAUAUCAACGCUGAACUCAUUGCAGGCUCCUCCCGUCACGAAAUUGGCGGCUACGUAAUCUAUUCCAGGCUGAGAUGCUUUUUUUGCCAAAAACAAUGAAAUAAUCGCUCUGACGAAGGGCUGACGCUCGAAACGUCAGCUUUUCUACCCUUUACAGUGGCUAAUUUACGUUUUCAACUCAGUUGUUACCUUGUUAAAUUACCUGCUAUGAAAUAAGUUGGUAUUUGGAAACAGUAACAUGCAUUUAUGACGGACAUAUUUGUCAAAUUGCCGAGCAACGCCUCAGUUAGUGACAUGAAACAAGAGAUCUACUGGGAGUUGUUUAUCGUAGGAAUUCGAUUUAGCACUCUCCUUAUAUUAAGCGCCCCCUCUCUGAUAAGCGACCCCCCCCCCCUCAAGUUUGUUUUUGUUUAUUCUAUUUCAGUAAUAGCACUGUUGGAGUAUAUAGACAUUGAGAUCGACCGUGGUCCAUCUUCCUUUAACCCCUUAACUCCCAGGAUCUCACUAGUUAUUCUCCUUACUGUUUGUCAUACAGUUCUUGUGAUGUUAAUUUGUAGAAUUUGGUAUUGGAUCAACUUAUAAUCCCCCUACUGAUAUUUUUCCUUAUUCUCAUCACUUGUCUGCUUGAUAUUGUAAUGAUUUUGUAAGGAGAAAUUCUGUCGUGGUCACUCAUGGGAGUUAAAGGGUUGCUCACCUAAAGCCUCACGACAGAAACAUUGGUCUUAGUCUCGGUCAAUCAACUAUUAUAUCGCCGUGGGGGCACAGAUCCUUCAGCGAUAGAUUCCUAAAAUUUCCGUCGAUUGUUUGGCUGGUCGUUCAGGCAAGGAAGGAUCCAGGGACAACAAGUCCGUUUUCUUGUUGAUCCUCAGUCACAUGAACAUCUAAGCUUUGUUUUACAUUCUGCUGUUUCUCGAAAAAGAAAUAAGCACCCUAUUUUUUUCGGUAUAAGCACUUUCCCUUGAGGUAACAAAAUUAAAUAAGCGCUCCGGGUGCUAAAUAGAAUUACUACGUACGGUACUAAACUUUUAAUGAAUUCGAUACUUAAUGAUCUGUGCUGGAGUAAGUGUCUGACAACUGACAACUGACGGAGUGUGAUUGGUGAAUACGCAAUUAACUUGUCAAAAUCAAUCAAAAAGUUCAAGGAAAAGUUUCUGUCUGGUCCAGCGAUUUCGCAUGCAAUACUAGACAAUGUAAGUAGCGUUUGUUGAUAGUUUAAUUAGACCUAGAGAGAACGGUUUUAUCGGCCCUGGGUAAGGAAACGAAACGGCGAGUCGAGAGGGACACAUACCGUGACCCACACAGAGAAGAUUCUUGGACAUCAAAGUCGGCAAAGGGCCUGCUAAAUUGAUUGAAAACACACCGUAAAGGAGAUAUUAAGCUUGGAAACAAAGCGGUCACAGUUCCAACGAAGCCAUGUUAGCUGUCAAAGAGGAGCGUACAGUCAUAGGAGGCGUUGAAUUGGCGAAGAAAACAGUAGUAGUUGCUACAGAGGAAGGGUGAGUCUCUAGUUUCAACAAUACUAUCUAGAAAAUUGGAAACGAUUUCAAACUCGGCGUAAUCCGGACGUUUGGUACAGUAGAACUCUUCCUGUCGACGGACUGUUCUUUUGGAACUCGUUAAAUCUUUAAAUGAAGAUUUCACAAUGAUGGCAAGCCCGUGAAUACCUUUUCUUGCCUUACAAAAAUUUCAUUCGAUGACUAUUGGUAUUCAGUAGAUGAUAACCACCAUCGAAGAACGCGAAGAAGAACGCGGAAGUAAAUAAGCUCAGUCAUCAAAUUAAAUGUGCGACAGUUUGCAUAACUAGAACUCACAACCAGCGAAAAUUAUGACUGAUCAUAACUAACGCAGAGCAAAAUUGCGUUAUUGCUCUUCUUAAGAAUAUUCAUUUUCAGAAAUUUGUGUGAUCAAGGCGUCCUUACUACUGAAUUCUAGAAGUUAUUCCCUUGUUCCGUCUGUCAGCACCAGCCAAGCAAUUUAGUUUAAAUCCCGCAAGUUCUUAGUGACCUAUGAACGGCUAUACUUUCGCUGAGGACCUUCGCAUUUGUAGGCUUAAGGAGGCGCCAUAGGGUUUUUGCUCAAUGUUGGCGCGGGCGCCAGUGUAAUGUUUUUCAGAAAUUUAUUUUUUCACAUUUACGCCUUUCAAGGUUACUAAAAGCCAUCAAAAGGCAAUGAGUAAGGUUCAGUCUAUCGUUUGCUGUAGUAAAUAUUAUCAAAAAGAUUUUCGUAAUUAAGCUAAGGCUCCACGACGGGAAGCGCUCGCCCGUGAUGAUUUGGCUUUGCCUUUGAUUUUCUUCAAUUUGCUUCGGUAAAAUCUCUAAAAUUUUCAUAAUUUGUGAAAAUUGCCUGCCAUCAUUUAAAAUCCGGAAAAAAAAAGCAGUUUCCUCUCCAUUUGUAACUUUGGGUUUUCUUCCUCUGUCUCAAAUUUGGUCCUAAGAAUUUCUUUAAUCAACAGGCAUUAGGAACGGCACAAAUAUGUCUAACGGUUCAGCAAACCUUAGGAAAUUUCAUCGAAGGAAACGCGAUAAAUCUUACUCGAAAGAUGCCUAUUUCCUUUGUCGCAAAAUAUUGCGCAAUGGAAUGAAACUUCGUCAAUAUCGGUAUCUGAUCAUGCGUAACCUUUCGAAUCUGUCGCCUUGAGCAAUCUUUCCCACAGUGUUUUCUUUCUAGUUGACCACUUCUUCAAGCGUAGAAGGCCUAUUAAUAUUACGGGUGCAGGUACUGGAAACCUUCGACUGCGUCUCGGGUUUGCAUAAUUUUCUCAAAUUCUACCAAGCCGUCCGUUCGUGUACAGAUGACAGUAUGCUGAUACAGAAAAAGCUCUCUACUGCCUAAAUUUAUUUAAAUUUUUUUUUAAUAAUUUAUCAGUUGAGGGUAUGGACUAAAGAUCUGGAGGAUUCAAAUUAAAUCAAUAACUAACAACAAUUGUUAAGUACUUUCAUAUGACAGGAGGUUAAAAAGCCUUCAAUAAUUCCCGAACAAUGUUGAGAUUAUUUGCAAAAUCCAUUAGAUUUAGGCUAUUUGCGGUGAAAACUUUUAAAAUACUGGACAUUUGCGUUCAACGCAAUCAAAGUUUGAUUUUACUAAAUUAUAGGUUCUUUUUCUUUCAGCGUUGUAACCAGGGAAUACGUAGAAGCUAGAAACAUCAGUUUGCCUGGAAGGUAAUAAAAGAAUUGAAAACAUCAUUGAGCAAGUAUGGUGAAGUUAGGGACUAUAAAGUUCACUAACUUUACGUAUCCUUUUUGUAAGUGGCAGUUGUGAUUUGGGUGGGGGAGGGGGAGGGGGGUAAUAAUUUGUAAUUGGUACGAUAAGGGCAAACAAAGGGGUUGGUCAAGAAAUUGGGGUAAUUAUUGUAAUGAACAGAAGCCAGAACAUUUGUACUGUUUUUUUUCUUUUCUACUAAAGAACUAACGCGUGGAUAUUUUUUUCAUCUCCACUUUAGUGUACCUGCCAUUGUGCAGCCGAGGUGAGAUCAGAAUGUAAUUUUUUUUAUUUCCAUUUUAUUUCGCAGAGAUAAUGUUUGACUCGAUCACAAAUUGUAUUUUCGUUAUACUAUAAGUUGUAGAUUUGUUGAUGCGGUCUAUGUUUGACAAAUUAAAAUGCAACAGAAAACUAUAUCGAAUGUAGAUUGGAAACAUAAUAAAAAUGAUUUUCAUUAAGGCGAACCAGAGUUCAUAUUUGAAGUGAACUCAUUAUUACGUCACCACCACUGAAGAUGUAGGUCAAGAUCACAAUAUACACCGGAACAUGGGCAAGAUCAAAUUAGGAGAUCGUUUAAGAUUUUUGAAGAUCUCUGCCGUUUUCUGAGAUCCCAGGAAGAUCUGAAAAUAACAGACGAGUGCGGGGUAUAGUUGUUCUCUAUCUAAACAUUUGGGGUCACGAUAUGUUUCUGCCCCAUUAUUCCUUGAGGACGCUAUACUUUGAGUCUAAAUUAACUUAUGGAGAUAAACGUUGAAAUUCAAGCCCUGUAUAGGAAAUUCAUUCUCUUAGCCUGAUCAUAUCCCAGUAUUGAACAUCCUCUUUUUCCUAAACAGUAAUACUUGUUUUUUUUUGUUCCUCUCUCUCUUCAGUGCGUACCCCGCCUUACCUCCGCCCCCACCACCCCCUCCCCCACCACCAAAAGAGUUCAGUUGGGUGGAUUGUUGCUUCAAGUGUGAUAGUGGAUAUGAGUGGUACGAACCAAGCGGAAAGGGUAAGUACGUGGUUAUUGUAACAGAAGCAGGCCUAACAACUGACUCCUUCUCCAGAAAAAACCACACGUAUAAGUUUGUCAAUUACAAUACUGUCAAGGCAUUCGCUCUCAUUAACUCCUGAACCACUCCACCCCCCCCUCCCCCACGAGAAACUACGAGUCUACGUUUGUCAGUUUUGGAUGAAUUAUUCUAGUUUUUGUAACAGCGUCCACGAAGGGCUAUUUGACACCAGCUCGCACGAGGAUUGGUGAUAAAAUAAAAAACCUCAGCUGAAUUGCAAUGUUAUGUUCUUCCAUUUCCUCUCUCGUAAAAUCUGGUUGAAAAUGUGCUUUUCUGUUAUUUGGCAGGCUUCUGCAUUUUGUUGUUACUUCUCGUGGCUUAUUUGAUCGGUGGAGCUAUCCUACUAGCCUACCUCAUGUUACUUUGUCUUUUUGCCUUCUGCGGCGAGGAUUAGUGACGACAUUAGAUCGUAGUGGUGAAAUACUUGCUUUUACUCUAUUUUACGUAGCACUUUAUAUUUAACAAGUAAAAUACUAUUAGUAAUACUUUUCUGUAAAAUUGUGUUGUAGAAAUCGUUGUGUCGGUGGUAAAUUUUUACUUAAUAGUAGCUUUUUAUCUGAGCGUUUACUCAAGCUGUAGUUAAACUGGUGGUUCUCAAGUCUUACACUAUCAGAUGAUUUAAUAAAGGAAAUAGUAAAAAAGUCGAAAGAUGUAAUCCGCCAACACUGAGUCUAUAAGAUUUGAGUUUGAGAUGUAAACCUGCAGUACUAAU
Pocillopora meandrina is the source of this 7359-nucleotide messenger RNA. NCBI's taxonomy places the organism in Eukaryota, Metazoa, Cnidaria, Anthozoa, Scleractinia, Pocilloporidae. The record is from the annotation of a GenBank genome assembly.